AUGGAUCGUGAAUCGCCCCCUCAAUCCCCCCUCUCAGACAUCGAUUCUGAGCGAUUCGACUACGACACCGACGACCCUUACACGGGCAACCCACCCAACAUGCCACCCGCAAAGCGCCAGAAGCUGGAGUUCGACGAUACCCUCUCAAUUUCCUCCGACAGCUCCGCCGAAGUGCCUAACUCGCCCAGCAACCGCUUCGAUGACGAUGACGUCCACGAGCAAGUGACCAUCUGUACGUGGGUGGACUGCGAUGCGGGAGAUCUGGAGAAUAUGGAUCGCCUGGUCGAGCAUAUCCACAACGAGCAUAUCGAUUUGAGGGGCAAAAAGUACACGUGUGAGUGGGCGGAUUGCCCGCGCAUUGGAAUGCAACAUGCGAGUGCGUAUGCUCUGAAGGCGCAUAUGAGGAGCCAUACGAGAGAGAAGCCGUUUUAUUGCACGUUGCCUGAAUGUGAUCGUGCAUUCACGCGUUCAGACGCCCUCGCCAAACACCACCGGACGGUCCACGAGACCGAAGCUCUACGCCCCUCAGACCCAAUCCCCAAAUCCAUGUCCGGGCACAAGUCUCAGCGUACGAAGACGAACAACAAGGAAGACCGGUCCCAGUCCGAAGGCAACGCUCCGGGAGCUUCCGCUACAAACGGAACCACCAAUGGCCAUGCCUCUGGUUCUACAGGCUGGACAACCUCCUACCCUCCCGAACUCGGCUUUACUGCGGAGGAAGAAGCCAGAGGACCGAAAGAACUGUACUACUUGCUCCGCCAACAAAUAGAGUGGGCCGAGGAAGAAGCCGAGGUACUACGAAAGCAGGGUGAGGCGAUGGAGGAACUGAGGAAGAAGGAGUGGAUGGAUAAAGAGAUUCUGCUGGAGCACGUCAUAGAAGUUGAUCGGGAUUGGCAGGAGAGGCGAUUACUUGUUUUGCAGGGUGCGGCGGAUCUGCCUUCUGCGGAUGUUAUCAAGGCAGCGGCUCUGAGGGAGAAGAGCGGCAGUUUUAGUGCUGGAUCGACCGGCUUCCUUGCCCCAGGCUCGCCGGUUAUGAUUCAGCCUUCGUCUCCGAGUCCGAUGGUUAAGGUUGAGAGCCAGAAGGAGAAUGCAGAUGCUCUGACCGGUAUGCGUGAUUAG
Molecule: messenger RNA, 1119 nt
Organism: Drepanopeziza brunnea f. sp. 'multigermtubi' MB_m1
Lineage: Eukaryota; Fungi; Ascomycota; Leotiomycetes; Helotiales; Drepanopezizaceae
Cellular component (GO): nucleus
Source: RefSeq, a predicted model, not a curated record